Molecule: messenger RNA, 1725 nt
Organism: Erigeron canadensis
Lineage: Eukaryota; Viridiplantae; Streptophyta; Magnoliopsida; Asterales; Asteraceae
Product: arginine biosynthesis bifunctional protein ArgJ, chloroplastic
Exons: 16
Coding region: 94-1506 (470 amino acids)
Biological process (GO): L-ornithine biosynthetic process; L-arginine biosynthetic process
Molecular function (GO): L-glutamate N-acetyltransferase activity, acting on acetyl-L-ornithine as donor; L-glutamate N-acetyltransferase activity, acting on acetyl-CoA as donor
Source: RefSeq, a predicted model, not a curated record
CCGACCUGCAAAUUCGAAUACCUCUAAAUUCACAUAAUAUUUAUGUUUGCACCUCCAUAAUAUAUAUUGUAGGAAGAAAGAAAGAAGUGAAGAAUGUCACUGUGUUUUCAUCCCCAUUUUGUCCCACUUCAGUUUCCAGACUUCAAUUCUCGCAAGUUAUCGGGUUCAUUUUCUAUUUCAAAGAGAGACUUUCGGGUAUUUGCAACGUCAUCGGCUGUAAAAGAGGCAUCCACUUUCAUCGAGGCAGCUCCAAUAUUUUUGCCUCAAGGACCAUGGAAGCAGAUUCCUGGUGGAGUUACUGCUGCCGAGGGGUUCAAAGCUGCAGGGAUGUACGGUGGAUUGCGAGCCUUAGGAGAGAAGCCCGAUCUUGCACUUGUAACUUGUGAUGUAGAUGCUGUAGCUGCAGGGACAUUUACUAAAAAUGUGGUUGCAGCUGCACCUGUUCUUUACUGCAAAAGUACCUUAGAAAAAUCUAAAACGGCUCGUGCGGUAUUGAUAAAUGCUGGUCAAGCAAAUGCUGCAACGGGAGAUGCAGGCUACCAAGAUGUAUUAGAUUGUUCAAAUGCCCUUGCUAAGUUACUUCAAGUAAGACCAGAUGAAAUAUUGAUAGAAUCAACCGGUGUAAUCGGUCAACGAAUAAAGAAGGAGCCUCUACUCAAUUCUCUUCCUAAAUUAAUUGGUUUGCUUUCAUCAAGCGUCAAAGGAGCAGAUUCUGCUGCUGUGGCAAUAACAACAACGGAUCUUGUGAGUAAGAGUGUGGCAGUAGAGCUUGAGGUUGGCGGAACCCGUAUAAGAAUCGGGGGUAUGGCAAAAGGUUCCGGAAUGAUCCACCCAAAUAUGGGAACGCUUCUUGGGGUGAUAACCACUGAUGCCCUUGUAGAUGCUGAUGUCUGGCGAAAGAUGGUACAGGUUGCUGUAAAUCGAAGUUUUAACCAGAUAACUGUAGACGGAGAUACCAGCACGAAUGAUACCAUUAUUGCUUUGGCUAGUGGUCUAUCUGGAUCAAACAAGAUAUCGGCACUACACACUUCUGAAGCCAAACAACUGCAAAUGUGCCUAGAUGCAGUAAUGCAAGGGCUUGCCAAAUCAGUAGCUUGGGAUGGAGAAGGGGCAACAUGCCUUGUAGAGGUCACAGUAACUGGUGCAGGUAGUGAAGCAGAAGCCGCUAAGGUUGCACGUUCAGUCGCAUCUUCAUCACUUACCAAGGCUGCAGUAUACGGUAGGGAUCCAAAUUGGGGACGUAUAGCAUGUGCUGCAGGGUAUGCAGGAGUUCCUUUCGACUCAAAUGCACUCAGAAUAGCACUCGGAGAUAUCCUGCUUAUGGAUAGAGGGCAACCACUUCCAUUUGAUCGGUCUGCAGCUAGUAAUUACCUCAAGGAGGCUGGUGAAGCUCAUGGCACCGUCAAAAUUCAGAUCUCUAUAGGAGAUGGACCUGGAACAGGAUUAGCUUGGGGGUGUGAUUUAAGUUAUGACUAUGUGAAGAUCAAUGCUGAGUACACCACAUAAAGUUUGGGGUGCCAUUUACUCUGCCAGCUUUUUUUCAUACAAUUGUGGUGUUUGAAGAAAACUCAAGCUUAUUCGUAAGUUAAGUAGUGUAUUUUUUUUUUUUUUUUUCUUGCAAAGACGCCGGAUAGUUUGUGAUUGGCUAAAUUCGAAUCCCAUCAGAUAGUUUGUGAUUGGGUAAUUUCAAAUCUCAUCAGCAUGUUAAUGCAUUUUGUUUGGUUA